UGUGUGCUGCUUGCAUAACCACACUGCAGCACAAACACACACAGACACACACACACACACACACACUGUCUCUCCCGCAGCAGCUUCUCCUCACGAUGGCAGCUCCCAGCAAAGUGUGCAUCAUCGGCUCUGGAAACUGGGGUUCUGCCAUUGCCAAGAUAGUGGGUGCCAAUGCUGCGCAGAAUUCAAAAUUCGACAACACCGUCAAAAUGUGGGUGUUUGAGGAGAUGGUGAACGGACGCAAACUGACAGAAGUAAUCAACACUGACCAUGAAAAUGUGAAGUACCUGCCAGGUCACACGCUUCCAGCAAAUGUGCUGGCUGUCCCAGACCUGGUGGAGGCGUCCAGUGAUGCGGACAUCCUGGUGUUUGUGAUCCCGCACCAGUUUGUUGGGAAAGUGUGCGACACCAUUAAAGGGAAGAUCAAGAGCGAGGCACUGGGGAUUUCUCUCAUCAAGGGCGUCGAUGAAGGACCCGAUGGACUUAAACUCAUCUCUGACGUGAUCCAGGAGAAGCUGGGCAUCACCAUGAGUGUGCUGAUGGGGGCCAACAUAGCCAAUGAGGUUGCGGAUGAGAAGUUUUGUGAGACCACCAUUGGAUGUAAGAAUAAAAACCACGGUGCUCUCCUGAAGGAACUCAUGCAGACCAACAACUUCAGAGUUACUGUAGUGGAGGAGUAUGACGUGGUGGAAAUCUGUGGAGCCCUGAAGAACAUCGUUGCGGUCGGGGCAGGUUUCUGUGAUGGUCUGGGCUUCGGGGACAACACGAAGGCAGCGGUGAUCAGACUGGGCCUGAUGGAGAUGAUUGCCUUUGCGCGCAUUUUCUGCACCGCUGGGCGCGUGUCCUCUGCAACAUUCCUGGAGAGCUGCGGUGUGGCCGACCUCAUCACUACCUGCUACGGCGGCCGCAACCGCAAAGUAGCCGAGGCGUUUGUGAAGACCAAGAAGUCCAUUGAGGAGCUGGAGAAAGAGAUGCUGAACGGCCAGAAGCUGCAGGGCCCAGCCACAGCAGCUGAGGUCCAUCUCAUCCUCAAGAACAAAAACCUCAUUGACAAGUUCCCGUUGUUCAAUGCAGUGUAUCAGAUCUGCUACCAGGACCAAGCAGUCACAGAGUUCAUACGCUGUUUGCAGAACCACCCGGAGCACAUGUAACAGAAAAACCAAACUGACCAAGUGCCUUCUGAACGGAGAACAUCACCACUCUUCAUCUGUUACUCGUCUGGAACAGACGGGGGAUGAUUCGUAACUCCACAGCUGUCGUUUAACUCAACUGUCUCCAGCGCAGUCUGAGUCAUUAAGUAACAUCUGUGUGUUCAGCUCAAAUUUGACCACUUUGUUCUUAACAUUCAGUUUUUGACGUCUUUAAGUGCUUUCUCUCAUCUCCUAAGUCGUACUGAAACUUGAAAGAUAAUUGUUGGGACCAUAUAUGAUGGUCCGAUGACUUUUUGUUUUUGCCUGCUAAAUUCUUUUGGUGCCAGAUGAAAUCAAAAUGCAUAAAACAGAAAUCCAGACCCAGCUGGGAGUCAGAAUGAAUUCAAUAGACCGCAUUAUGGUUAGCGCAUGCCUUUGUAAUCACACAAUGUUGAUGUGGCAUUACGCAUUCUGAUUUUCACAGGCCCACUCCUCAGGGCAUGGUACCUCAUCUCAAAUUUAUGCUGCCGUCCAGUGAGUGCCAUGUCCGUCUUCUCUACAAGUUAUUGAAUCAUAGAUGUAAUACCUCACUUUGUGUCUUACAUAAUUCACUGAUAUUUCCUGUCUUGUACUGUAUUAUUAACAAACUGUCGAUCGCACAGCAACUGUUUUAAUAUGAACAUGUAAGUAAGUGCCUUCAGAUGCACGGUUGCUACAUCUUGGCUGUUGUCUCAUCAAACUUACAGCAUCUACUUAAAGUUUCAGUGUGUAAGAUUUAGGAGAAAAUAAUCUAAUGGCACAAAUUGAAUAUAAAAUAACCCUGGUGAUGUUUUCACUAUUGUGUGUCAUCAAAAUGUUAUCAAUUGUUUCUAUACCUUAGAAGGGGCCCUUUGUAUUUAAAUACCUCUCUACGGAGGCCGCCAUGUUUUUAACAUUAGUCCAGACUGGACAAACUAAACAACUUUUGAGUUUUUAUGAAAACUUAAGGCUUCUACAGGUUCCCUGUCAUGUUUGGAAGGGGAGGGUGAGGUGAGAGUUGUUCAGCUGCAACAUGCAAUUUCACCACUAGAUGUCACUAAAUUCUACACACUGUACCUUUAACGUCCGUUCAUUUCACCUUGUUUUACUGUGAACCUGCCUGACCCAUUUUUCAGUUAUGGCUAAUGUGUGUUUGAAAUAUGUCAACAUUUGUCUGUGAAUAAAUUAAAUCGGUCAUCUCAUCA
Messenger RNA from Paralichthys olivaceus (Japanese flounder), 2353 nucleotides. RefSeq names its product glycerol-3-phosphate dehydrogenase [NAD(+)], cytoplasmic. NCBI's taxonomy places the organism in Eukaryota, Metazoa, Chordata, Actinopteri, Pleuronectiformes, Paralichthyidae. Gene Ontology annotation, cellular component: glycerol-3-phosphate dehydrogenase (FAD) complex; cytosol. The record is from RefSeq and is a predicted model, not a curated record. Gene Ontology annotation, molecular function: glycerol-3-phosphate dehydrogenase [NAD(P)+] activity; NAD binding; protein homodimerization activity. Gene Ontology annotation, biological process: carbohydrate metabolic process; glycerol-3-phosphate catabolic process.